CCUAGAGCCGACCGGCGAGUUCUACCCCUCUUACUGGUCGGGUUCGCUGUUUACCAGUUGGACAGAACCAACAUCGCGAGUGCAUUAACGGGAAACUUUGCAAAAAUCAUUUCAGUCGACCAAGAUAUCAUCAACAUUGGAAACCAGCUGAUGUUCUUGGGUGUGAUUCUACUUGAGAUACCAUCAAAUAUUAUCUUACACAAGAUUGGUCCUCGUCAAUGGAUCAGCGCACAAGUUUGCAUUUUUGGAGUUGUUGCAUGUUUACAAAUAUUUGUGCGCAACGAAGCAGGAUUUUUGCUUACUAGAUCUAUCUUGGGUCUUACCGAAGCUGGGUAUAUCCCAGGAGCGAUGUACACACUGUCAACAUGGUAUACUGCAGCAGAAUUGACCAAAAGAAUCGCCAUAUUUUUCUUUGGCAUGUUUGGCGGGACCGCUAUCUCUCCAUUGCUUGGAGCUGCUCUGUUGAAGCUGGAGGGAAAGGGUGGCCUGUUUGGCUGGCAAUGGAUAUUCCUUGGUAUGAUUCAACGCAUUCACGCAAACAUGCUAGUCGAAGGUAUCUUUUCCAUUACGGUCUCCAUAAUGAUUUUCUUUUGCCUACCUGAAGAAAUAGGAGAUAGUCUACUUUCAGACAGCGAAGUACCCCGCGACUCAAAUAGAACUUUGGCCGCACCUUCCAAACUUCACAUAUCGCCACGCUUGGUGUGGCAGACAUUGACCAACACAAAAAGAUUACCGCAUUUCAUCGCAACGGGGUGCGUUUUCUCCACAUGGAGUCCACUGACCACAUACACUCCGAGCAUUUUUGUACAAUUGGGCUUCUCCCACAUUGAAGCAAAUUCACUUGCCGCAAUAGGGAGUUUGCUUACUAUCCCAGUGAUUUUGCUUUUUGCAUGGAUGAGUGAUAGGUCAAAGAGAAGAGGUUUUACUGUGAUGGUGGCCAUUUCAUUUUAUUUGAUCACAUUGGUUAUAUUAAGAGUUUUCCAAAAUUAUGUUGGAAAAUGGGGUAAAUUUGGACUAUGGACCGCGGUGAAUGCCUUCGCCGUGGGAUAUCAUCCAAUUCACAAUGCUUGGAUCCAAAUAAACUGCAAGACCCCCGAAGAGAGAAGCAUAAGUGUUGCGUAA
Penicillium soppii is the source of this 1122-nucleotide messenger RNA. RefSeq lists its product as uncharacterized. The record is from RefSeq and is a predicted model, not a curated record. NCBI's taxonomy places the organism in Eukaryota, Fungi, Ascomycota, Eurotiomycetes, Eurotiales, Aspergillaceae. The annotation marks the transcript as partial. The transcript has 3 exons. Gene Ontology annotation, cellular component: membrane. Gene Ontology annotation, biological process: transmembrane transport. Gene Ontology annotation, molecular function: transmembrane transporter activity.